This is a messenger RNA of Aspergillus pseudonomiae, 1205 nucleotides long. Its product is annotated as Tvp18 family protein. The transcript is spliced from 4 exons. Gene Ontology annotation, cellular component: Golgi membrane. The coding region runs from base 201 to 650 and encodes 149 amino acids. The record is from RefSeq and is a predicted model, not a curated record. NCBI's taxonomy places the organism in Eukaryota, Fungi, Ascomycota, Eurotiomycetes, Eurotiales, Aspergillaceae. Gene Ontology annotation, biological process: vesicle-mediated transport.
GGUGAAGUGAUCGGCCUGAUCUGGCAAGCUGGCCCAUAGUACAUGUCUAGUAACUCUCCACUAGCCACAGCUUACACUCCAGCGACCACGAGUUUCUACAACCCUAACACCGGACAAUCAACGAUCCUUCCAACCUAAAGUGACUUCUACCAGCUUUUAGAGCUAUCUGCACACUCUAUUCUCGAUCUGCAUCUUUCAUCAUGACGUUCGCUGAGGAAUUCCGCUCGAGAAACUUCAGUAUCUACGGACAAUGGACGGGUGUUGUAUGCAUUGUCCUGUGCAUCGCCCUCGGCAUUGCCAACAUUUUUUCGUUUAACGCCGUUCGCAUCGUCUUCAGCAUCCUAUGCCUCGUUUCGGGAUUCAUCCUCGUUUUCAUCGAGGUUCCGUUUCUACUCAGAAUUUGCCCUACCUCCGAAAAGUUCGACACCUUUAUUCGACGUUUCACCACUAACUGGAUGCGAGCUGCCAUGUACACAGUCAUGAGUGCUUUGCAAUGGGUCAGCCUUGUCUCCGGUGCGUCGAGUUUGAUCGCUGCAGCCGUUCUCCUCCUUCUCGCCGCUCUCUUCUAUGCCCUGGCAGGCUUGAAGAGCCAGGAGUUUGUUGGAAGUAAGACCUUGGGUGGCCAAGGGCUUGCGCAAAUGAUUGUCUAAGAGAAGUCAGCAUGGAAGAUUGUGGACUAUGGCUUGAGGUAUGCUUGGCUCCUCAUGCCGACAAGCAAUGCUUGUGGUGCUGACGACAAUGCUUUACAAGUAAAUCAAAGCAGGCCGAAGAGAAGAACAAUCAAAAUGGGAGACGCGAGAGAGUAUGAGGGAUAUGUCUGUGUUGAAUGCGCCAUGAUCACGAAUUGAUAUCGUCCUCGACGACGCUACUAACAGGUAUUUUGUACUAUUAUCAUUAUGUCGAGUUGGUUUGGGUACAAAAGGAAAAGAUAAAAAAAAAAAAAGAUUCACCCUCGGGUUUCAUGAGAUUCAAGCCUCGAGUGAGAGUUUUGGAAGAGGUUGGCCCAAUUAUCUUCCUCCUGUGGUGAUUUGUGCUGGUCGUGUUUUUUUCUGUUUCUUUUUUUGUUUUGCCUUUGUCUCUAUUAUGUCUACUGAACAGUCUGCCUUACACCAAGCUUUAGACGAGCCCUGUAUCCUUACCAAUAUACCUAGCGAGAAUACCCUUUUAGCAUCCUGGUGAUGAAUGAAUUGAUUUGAAGGGUGAAA